Messenger RNA from Cydia fagiglandana, 903 nucleotides. It is a transcript of the gene Xpac, whose product is annotated as DNA repair protein complementing XP-A cells homolog. NCBI's taxonomy places the organism in Eukaryota, Metazoa, Arthropoda, Insecta, Lepidoptera, Tortricidae. The record is from RefSeq and is a predicted model, not a curated record. Gene Ontology annotation, molecular function: damaged DNA binding. Bases 3 to 881 code for a protein of 292 amino acids. The transcript has 4 exons. Gene Ontology annotation, biological process: nucleotide-excision repair, DNA damage recognition; UV-damage excision repair; nucleotide-excision repair involved in interstrand cross-link repair. Gene Ontology annotation, cellular component: nucleotide-excision repair factor 1 complex.
GUAUGGCGAGCACCUGUGAGCUGCCUCGCAGUGAAAAUAUCCCCGUAGACUCGGAUGUGCCCACAAACGCAGGAGACACCUCGAACACCAGCGACACCAGCACCAGUGAUACAAGUUCGGGUACCACACUGACUGCGGCUCAGCGGGCUCGUAUAGAGCGACAGCGGCAGAAGGCACGCGCCCUGCACGACGCGCGACUUAUUAAACUUCAUCCUGCCGUAAAAGAAGCAGUAUCCUCUUCAGUAGCCGGCACCCGCGCCCGCGACACAGGCGGCGGCUUCCUUCUAGAGGAAGAUGAGCCCGAGACCAAGAUCAAGAAGGUCCAAGCACCAGCUCCAGUGGUCCAUGAGAGUGAGCAGCCACACUGCUUGGAGUGUGACAAACCGUUCCCCAUGUCGUACCUGUUUGACACGUUCGACUACAGUGUGUGUGAUGAGUGCAAGAAUGAUGAGACCCACUCGCUGAUAACCCGCACGGAGGCCAAGACGGAGUUCCUGUUGAAAGACUGCGACCUCGACAAGCGGCCACCGCCGCUGCGCUGUAUAAGACGUCGCAACCCACACAAGGCUCACUACAGCGACAUGCGGCUCUAUCUGCGGGCUCAGGUGGAGGCACGCGCGCUAGAAGUCUGGGGCAGCGAGGAAGCCCUAGAGGCCGAACACGAAGCGCGCGAAAAACGCCGCGAAAAAGCCCAAGAGACCAGCACAAAGCGAAAACUGCGCGAACUUCGCAUGGCGGCCCGUUCGUCGCUCUUCGAAGGGAGGAAGGCCAUACAUGGUCAUACGCAUGAGUGGGGGGAAGAGACGUAUGACGAGGACAGCGAUAGUUAUAGUAGAGUGUGUAAGACGUGCGGACAUACUGAGACUUAUGAGAAGAUGUAGGUUUUAAUAGUUGUCAUAGUGU